AUGCCGAGAGCUCUCGCUAUUGUUGCCGGUACACUACUCUAUAAAAGAAAGGUGGUUUUCUGUUCACCCCUAUUUCCUCGCACAAAUUCACUGCUUUGGAAACCUCCUUACGAAGCUCAAGUCAUCAUACUUCAUUCAGCCGACAUGGCCCUCGCCGUCAAUGGAAGCCGCUGCGCAAGCGCGACAUUCGGGACCCCUAUACUGCUAGGGGCCAGUAUUCUCGCGGUGCAAGCUAACCUGGUGGAAGACUACAGCUUCGACGUUCCAAAGGGAUGGACCUACUCUCAGCCGGCCCUCAACGUUGAGAACGCCACCUUUUGCAACGUCACCGUUACCUACACGCACCCAGGACAGAACGACACUAUCACGGCCGAGGCCUGGCUACCACCCAUAGACCGCUACAACGGGAUUUUGCAGUCAGUCGGCGGUGGUGGCUGGAACCCCGGCCGCUUCAUCCUCAGCUACGCAGCCAUGAUCAACGCCGUUGCCAACGGCUACGCGACUGUCACCACCGACGCCGGAAUCCCUACUACCUCGAACCCCAUCGACUGGCUGCUUAAAAGCCCGGGGAGCUUAGACACCAACGCUCUGCAAAAUUUUGGUCAGGUCUCCCUGAAUGAUGAGGCUAUUAUAACGAAACAGCUUAUUGAAAGCUUCUACGGCAAGCCUCCUGCGCGAUCCUAUUGGAACGCCUGCUCCCAGGGCGGCCGUCAGGGCCUCAAACUGGCGCAGCAAUACCCAGACGCCUACGACGGCAUCAUGUCAGCCGCCCCCGCCGUCAACUGGGCCGAGUUCUACCUCAAUUCGAUCUGGCCUAGCUACUAUAUGCUCAACACCCAGCAGUUCCCGCUGGGGUGCGAACUCAACGCGCUCACCGCCAUUGCCAUCUCUGCCUGCGACGAGCUAGACGGUGUGAAGGACGGCCUCGUCAGUGAUCCCGAGGCCUGCAGGGCAAACUUCAACGUUUCCGCGCAGGUUGGCAAGUCUUUCACGUGCGCGCAGACUAACUUGACGCUCGAAAUCAGUCAAGCGGCCGCCAACGUAGCCAAUGCCUCCUGGACCGGUCCCCGUUCUUCCACUGGGAUGUUCAUAUACGAUGGGUACGAGAUGGGCAGCGAUCUAUCCGUCAUCGCACCGACAGAAUGCACCGGCAAGGUCUGCACGAGCAGCACUGCUGAGGCAAACGUUGCCUUUGCCUGGCGGGCUUUCGUCUCCAAAGACCCCAAUGCUACGGUGCCUACUCUUACAGACACAACGUUUGACACGAUCCACCGCGCCACCAAAUUGGUCUUUGCCUCCAACAUGGAGACCGACGAGGCGGACCUGAGCGACUUCAAAAACGCAGGGGGCAAGAUCAUUACCUACCACGGACUCGCCGAUCAAAGCAUCUCUCCUGGCGGCACUCUCCGAUACUACAACACCGUCUCUGACGUUGUCGGCGGCAACAUUAGCUCCUUUUACAAAUACUAUCGCGUCCCCGGGCUCGAGCACUGCUGGGGUGGCAGAGGAGGACAGCCCGAGGCCAUCUUCGCGCAGCUUCGGGCCUGGGUCGAGAACGGGACGGAGCCUGAGUCUUCACCAGUGAUCGUGACGCUGCCGGAUGGAUCGACGCAAGAGCAGGUGCUGUGCCCGUAUCCGCAGAAGGCGAGGUUUGAUAACGCGUGUGCGAGCAAGAAUGCAACCUCUUGCUGGUCUUGUUCUGAAUAA
Messenger RNA from Colletotrichum paranaense, 1707 nucleotides. RefSeq lists its product as uncharacterized. The coding region runs from base 1 to 1707 and encodes 568 amino acids. NCBI's taxonomy places the organism in Eukaryota, Fungi, Ascomycota, Sordariomycetes, Glomerellales, Glomerellaceae. The record is from RefSeq and is a predicted model, not a curated record. The transcript is spliced from 3 exons.